Molecule: messenger RNA, 1119 nt
Organism: Nicotiana attenuata
Lineage: Eukaryota; Viridiplantae; Streptophyta; Magnoliopsida; Solanales; Solanaceae
Exons: 5
Coding region: 280-996 (238 amino acids)
Source: RefSeq, a predicted model, not a curated record
CUUACUCACAAAUAUUGCAAUGCUUUUAAAGGGUUCUGUUUACUCAUCCUAAAAGUCACUCUUUAUAAGCGUAUUGUAAAACUUUCAAUAAAAUUUCCCCCAAAUAUUCUCUUGCUCUGCAAUAUUCAGUCAAGUGCCCCUAUCGAGUUGUCUGUACCUUUCGUUCCUUUACAGAAAUGUUUAUGCAGGGGCGAAACAAGUAGAUCUAACCAUCAACGACAGUGGUCAAUGACUUGAAAAUUCUUCUCUAGAGGAGAUAGGUUGUUGGUUCAUAACCACAUGAAAAGAGACAUACAUUGGCAGAAUUUAGUUGAGAAUACAAAGCAGAUGCACUCUACAAGGUUACUUAGGAAAUAUCUGCAGGCACACACGUCACAGCAACAAGUCAUUAAUCAGACAACCCAGCAGGCAGAAGUGUGCACUCAACAGAAGUUUCCUUCAACACUCACAGGCUUGAUCACUGCAACAGGAAAUGACUCAACCUCUGGCUCACUCUUUUCUGUCAGAUUCUCUAGACAGCAGCAGCUCAGUUCAACCACAAUUGGACACUUUUUGUCAACUAUCUUCCAUUUGGCUUUCCUUGACCUCAAUGUCAAAGCUAAAUGGAAGAUAGUCCAUUACCUUGUUUUGGAUUAUGUACCAUUCCCUUGUGGUCCUUCUUACAUGUAUAAUGUAUGUAGGUCUUGUUGUACAUGGAAGAAAACUAUACAUUCCUUUUGUUUAGCAUUCAUAGGUUUACUUGUACUUUUUUGUAUAGUUGACCUAGGCUUACCAAAAACUUAUUUUGUAACACCAAUUGGCUAUCAUUGUUGGAUAGACAAUUGGUUCAUCCCCAUAGGUCUAACUUUCCAUAGUAUUCAGGUGCAACUUGACUACCAUAUGUGGUUGACCAAGUGCAUUUCCAUCUUACUUGUGGAGGAAAAUUCUGGAGAUGGAAUUGAAAAUGGUGGACUAGAUCAAAUUGAUUUAUCGGAAGCUAAUGAUGAAGAGUUUUAGACCAUUAUGAUGUUUAUGACAAAAUAUUAAUAUAUAUGAUUUUGUAAGUUUAAUGGCUGGCAGGCACCUUGAAACAAUUGGUUUCAUUAUUUGAUGUAGUAUAUGUAAUAUUUCUUCUUCAAA